AGUCACCGUCAUCACUUACCCAUGACUUCAGUUCAAAGGGGUAGCUUCUGGCAACAUUCCUCCUCGUAUGUAGUCGACGAAGUCCUAAUAAAGAAGCUCCUCCUUAGCCAUGAUCCGGAUCGCCGUCGCCUCAAUUCUGAGAUGCUUCUAUCUGCGGUGGAGAACAUCAUGUUUUAUGCCACUACAUCAGAAGAACCAGUUUCUGAUGAAUCUGAUAAAGCAAAUUUAAAGAGUAACAUUGGUAACAUUGAAUUGAUUGAAUCACCAGAACCACUGAUGCAUACAAUUUAUAAAGUUGCACAUGAGAUGCUUUGCAAGUGCCCUGGUAAAGGCGAUCUUCAUACGAGAACGAUGGCGUUGUUCGAUUUGCUGGGAAGUCAUAGAUGGGACGCAAAAGUGGCAUUAGCAAUGGCGGCUUUUGCAACAAGCUAUGGUGAAUUUAGCCUCAUAAUGCAGCUACGCCCUCAUAUCCCCUUGGCAGUAUCAGUUGCAAACUUUAAACAACUUCCUAGUAACAUGAGAAUGUUGAAACCUCAAUUGAAUGCGUUAAGAUUGCUUUUUAAGACAAUGGUGGAUUUGACAAAGUGCGUCAUCGAGUUUGAAGCUCUGUACAUUGUACAUGUAGGACUCAAUAUCGACAACCUAGCUACGAUGAAGUCCAAAAUAUACGUUACAGCUUACUGGAUCAUUAGAAGUACCUUGGUCUGCUCUUCCCAAAUCACAAGCCUGAUGGCCAUGAAACCUGAGCAAGUGUAUUCGAAUAUAAAAAAAGCGGCGUUGGAGCUCUUGAGUUUGGAAUAUAUGUUGAGCAACAUGUACCGUCACCUUAGGCCGCUGGUGGACGCUUGUUGUCAACAAAGAGAGGACCAGCUGAACCAGAAGCUACUGAACUUUUUUAAGAAGUCCCAUAUCGACAAUCAAGAAGUGCUUCGGAUGUUGUUCGCUUUAAAAGAUGACUUGCCACUCAAGGAUGAUUUGACAUAAGAUAGGUUAGGUGUUUCUGAACUGGAAAGCAAGGUUGCCCUACUUUUGAUUUCCAAGCCAGAUCUUCUUCCAUUAGAGCAGUUGUUUUUAGUGAACCAAACAUAUGAUCAUCCUCACAGAGAAAAAGUAGAAGGAAGUUAUGCCAUUAUAUGGGUUCCCAUUUCGUCUUCCGAAGUAUGGACCAAUGCUGAUGAGAGAUGGUUCAACUUUUUAUCGAACUCGGUGCCAUUUUACUCGGUUCGAAAACCUUGGUCUCUAAACUCUACAGUGAUAAACUUCAUGAAACAAGAAUGGAACUAUAGAGGUGAAGCCAUUAUGGUAGUUUUGGAUUCGGAAGGGACGAUCACAAGCUCGAAUGCGCUCGAUAUGGUAUUCAUAUGGGGUCCUAGAGCAUACCCUUUUUCGCUUUCAAGAGAAAAUGAGCUUUGGGAUGGGCAGCAAUGGACAAUACAAUUCAUAACAAAUGAAAUUCUCCCCAUUCUCACACAACGGGUUGAAGAAGGGAGAAACAUUUGCUUAUAUGGAAGUGAAAACUUAGAUUGGAUUAAAGAAUUUAAUGCCAAAAUGAAAGAUAUAAAAGAUGCAGGUAUGCAGCUUGCCAUGAUAUAUGUAGGUAAAAAUAACCCUGAUGAACAUAUAAAAGAGAUUUUGAGCUUUAUCAAUGGAGAAAUACAAAGCAACAUACUCUCAUUCACAAAGAUAGAGUUGUUUUGGCUUCGGUUAGAAUGUAUGAGACGAUCGAAAUCCCGACUCGGGAACGAUGGCAGUACUGAACCUACUGAUCAUGUUCUGGUUGAGGUCUUAGCUCUGCUGCAUAACAUUGAUACCAAUGGCUGGGCAGUGUUUGGGAAGGGAUCGUCAACAGAUGUCGUAAAGGUUAGAGGGGACGAAAUCAUUCGAUGCUCGAACCUGUUCCGACAGUGGGGUGACAAUGUGGCACGGUUGGAGUUCAUAGAUGCUCUUAGAACUGUCCUUGAACCUCCUCUCGUUGAAGGGCCAUGCGAUCACACACAGGUUGUUCCUUAUUCUGAAGGGUUGAGGCAAGGAAACAUCGUGUGCCACAAAUGCAAGCGGCUUAUGAAGAAGUUCAUUGUCUUUGAAUAAAUUGUAACAAUUUUCGAAGUGUGAAAUCUUAGUGAAAAUUUUCUGGCUGAAAUAACUUUAAUUGUUGGAAGGACUGAUUGUAUUAGCAAUUUAAUCGGCA
Hibiscus syriacus is the source of this 2188-nucleotide messenger RNA. Its product is annotated as protein SIEVE ELEMENT OCCLUSION C-like. NCBI's taxonomy places the organism in Eukaryota, Viridiplantae, Streptophyta, Magnoliopsida, Malvales, Malvaceae. Gene Ontology annotation, biological process: phloem development. The record is from RefSeq and is a predicted model, not a curated record.